Molecule: messenger RNA, 5716 nt
Organism: Fusarium verticillioides 7600
Lineage: Eukaryota; Fungi; Ascomycota; Sordariomycetes; Hypocreales; Nectriaceae
Product: nitrate reductase [NADPH]
Exons: 3
Coding region: 566-3289 (907 amino acids)
Biological process (GO): nitric oxide biosynthetic process; nitrate assimilation
Molecular function (GO): nitrate reductase (NADPH) activity; molybdenum ion binding; molybdopterin cofactor binding
Source: RefSeq, a predicted model, not a curated record
GAAAAUAUGCCCACGAUCUCGAGAUAUUUAGCAUCUCCGGGCAGAAAACUUGAUCGCCUAUAAUGCACGAGACAUUACCGACAAGUGCUCAUCUAUGCGCUGCCUCAGGUUGUUUCCCACUAUCUUGAUCCCCUUUAUCAGCCCAGUUGCAAUGUGGGCCCUCAGUGAUUCAGACAUCUCCGGGGGCAAUCAGCUAAGGAACAGACGUGAUUCGCCCAUCGCCUCUAUCUCCUGAUAACGCAUACUCCUCAACCUCCGCGGGAUCAGACCAGAGCCCAGUGCAUCCACUCAAUUGUAACUUGCAUCUCCUCGCGGGAAACAGAGAAACACGGAUAUCAUGAAACAAGCCUCAGCAGAUCCAAACGGAGAACCUCAGGGGGCCCUAGGCCCACGAAACGGACAAGCGGCAGUGCCAUCACGUCAGAUCACCGGCGAUAAGACUUAUUAUACUGCACUUUCUGCUGCCUCUUAGACUAAUUUCAAUUCAAACAAUGUUAUCAAUACACUUGGUUGUGUAACCAUUCUUGAGUCCUCUUCACAACUGGCAUAUAUAUCUCGAUACACUAUGGAGACUUCAACAACAACAACAACAACCCUCCUACAACAGGGAAAGAUACCUGAAAACUCUGAACCUAUCCCAGCCCAUAUACAUACCCACAGCCUCCCCCCAACUCCUCCAGGAACAGCAAAGCCAUCUCGGAUAGGUAGCUAUCACGAUCUACAAGAACUCUCAUCAAUCGAAUCCCCUUGUCUCGACCAUAUCAAGCCUUAUCCUCUACCUCCAAAAUGCUCACCAAAGUCUGUCCUUAAGGAGGAUCUCAAAACCCCCGACAACUUUGUUGAGAGAGAUCCACGUCUCAUUCGUCUAACUGGAGUCCACCCCUUCAACGUUGAGGCACCACUGAGCGACCUAUACGAUGAAGGUUUCCUAACCAGCGAGAAUCUUCACUAUGUCCGUAACCACGGACAUGUUCCUAGGUGUGAAGAUGAUGAUAUCCUCGACUGGGAGUUCGAAAUAAGUGGCCUUGUCGAAAACCCCAUCAAGAUGAACGUACGAGAUCUUAUCAACGAAUACCAGCAAUUGACUUAUCCAGUGACAUUCGUGUGCGCUGGAAACCGCCGUAAGGAGCAGAACAUUGUACGGAAGACCAAGGGCUUUUCUUGGGGGGCUGCCGGCCUGUCAACAGCUCUCUGGACCGGUGUUGCCAUCGGAGAUCUGCUCGCUACAGCAAAGCCCAAGCGCGGGGCCCGGUUUGUUUGCUUCGAGGGAGCAGACAAGUUACCCAAUGGCUAUUAUGGUACAUCCAUCAAGCUCAACUGGUGCAUGGAUCCCAACAGAGGUGUUAUGGUGGCUCACAAGAUGAACGGCAAGACCUUACAUCCAGACCACGGCAAGCCUGUUCGUAUAGUCAUUCCUGGGCAAAUAGGCGGCCGAAGCAUUAAGUGGCUCAAGAAGAUUACUGUCACACAAGAGCCUAGCGACAACUGGUACCACAUCUAUGACAACCGAGUCCUACCCACCAUGAUCUCGCCUGAAGAGAGUGCAAAUUUGCCCGAGGUCUGGAAGGAUGAGAAGUAUGCCAUUUACGACCUUAGCACUAACAGUGCCAUUUGCUACCCUGCCCAUGAAGAGAAGGUCCCGUUCACGGGCGCUCCGGCAAGUUAUAAGGUGCGAGGUUAUGCCUACGGUGGUGGCGGAAGACGCAUCACACGAGUCGAAGUUACCCUUGACAAAGGUAGAUCUUGGAGACUCGCAAACAUCCGAUACCCCGAGGAUGACUAUCGCAACGCCCCUGAGGGUGAUACCCUCUACGGGGGCCGUGUCGACAUGUGGUGGCGUGAGACAUCAUUCUGCUGGUGCUUCUGGGAUCUUGACAUUCCUCUGGAUGAGUUAAAGAGUGCAGAUGAUAUAAUGAUGCGUGCUAUGGACGAGUCCAUGAACGUACAGCCUCGAGAUAUGUACUGGAGCGUACUGGGCAUGAUGAACAACCCAUGGUUCCGAAUCGUGAUCCACAAGGAGGAUGAUGCACUUCGCUUCGAGCAUCCCACUCACGCUACCUUAAAGAUCAAGGGCUGGAUGGAGCGAGUCAAGGAGGCCGGCGGUAAUCUUACCAACGGCUACUGGGGCGAGAAGGCUCCUGGUGAAGUUCAAGAGGUCGUCAUAAAGGAGCCUGAGAAGCAGAUCUGCAUGACCAACCCUCGGAUCAACCGAAUGAUCACCAUGGAAGAGCUCAAGGCGCACAGUGGUGAAGAAGAGCCUUGGUUCGUUGUCAAGGGUGAAGUGUACGAUGGCACUCCUUACCUCUCUGGUCACCCCGGCGGUGCAGCAUCAAUCUUUGGUGCCGCUGGUCAAGAUGCUACUGAAGAAUUUAUGGCCAUUCACAGCGAGAAUGCAAAAGCCAUGCUGCCUGCAUAUCAUAUUGGCACCCUCGAUGAAGAAUCCCGUGCCAUUCUCAGUGGUGAUGCUACCAAGACGAGCGAUGACGCAAACCGAGAAGUGUUCCUCCAGCCCAAGACAUGGAGCAAAGCUAUUCUCGAUAAAAAGACAUCCAUCUCACCAGAUACGAAGAUCUUCUCCUUCAAGCUCAAUCACGAAGGCCAGAAGAUUGGCCUUCCCACUGGCCAGCAUCUUAUGAUGCGUCUUCGUGACCCUGCCACCCGUGAGGCCAUCAUCCGCUCAUACACACCAUACUCCGAUGGCUCAGAUUGUGGUCGUCUGGAUAUUCUUAUCAAGAUCUACUAUGAUACUCCCCAGCGCAAGGGCGGUGUCAUGACACAAGCACUCGAUGCCCUUCCUAUUGGCCACUGGGUUGACUUCAAGGGGCCUACGGGCAAAUUUGUCUACCAUGGCAACGGGCUCUGCACAAUCAAUGACAGAGAACGUCGUGUUCGCCGUUUCAUCAUGGUCUGCGGUGGUUCUGGAAUUACCCCUAUCCGCCAAGUACUCCGCGCCGUCAUGCACAAUCCUAACGACACGACACCAUGUCUGGUUUUCAACGGCAACCGGAGUGUUGACGAUAUUCUCUGUAAGGAAGAGCUCGACCAAUUGGAGGCUGCCAACCCUGCAAGAUGCCGAGUCGUCAAUGCCCUCUCUAACCCCCCACCCGACUGGAAUGGCCUCCAGGGUUUUGUGAAUCAAGCUCUUGCUCCUGAACAAAUGGUUCUACCCGAGGCAAGUGGCGAGGGUGACGAGUUGGUGCUUGUUUGUGGGCCUCCACCGAUGGUUAAGGCUGUUGAGGCCUCAUUCCUGGACAUGGGUUUCAAAUCAUAUGAUUUUGUAUUCUUCUAAAAGAAUCUUUAGGCGACGGUCUGAUGGCCAAAGUGGACUUCCUACGUAUGUAACGAUGCUUUUUUUCUUCUCCCCUUUUGAUGAGGUGUGAGGGAGAUGGCGUUUAAAAGAUACAUUAUUUUUGGGACACCUUGCCAGCUCUACGAGAUCAGAGUUGACGAACGUACAUAUGAACAAAUAGUAUACUAUACAUGCUUCCACGACCAACUCUGUGCAUCUUUGCAGACAGGCUAUCCUUGAGCAACACCAAACUGGAAAGGGACUCCUGGUCAUAAAAUCGUAAUAGGUUGAAUAGAACCGGUGAUGCACUCAAACGGAUCGGUCGUGAUUCUAUCAAUGUCCACCCUCAGAACUACUUUCAGCGGCUCCCUCAGAUCCAUGGCCAGUUGGGUUUGGAUAGUAGUAUGCUGCAACGGCGAUUGCAACGUAAAGAACGAUGAGCAGAAAACCUUCCAGGUAGUUGCUCUUCUGAUCUUGAAGGAAUCUACCAACGGUCAGAAUGGCGAGGAUGAGCAUAACGAGGUCGAAAACUGCAAAGUUGAGAUCAAGACCCUUGUUGAGGCCCCAGCUGACAACGACGGCAAGAGGAGCGUUGAAGAGAGCAGUUUGUAAUGUAGCCCCAAGCACGUGGGACAUUGCCAGAUUGAUCUGGUUAUCCCAGGCCUCAUCGAUGGCAGUCAAGUGCUCCGCCAGUUUCUCAACAAGUGGAACUAGAAUAAGACCCAUGAAUGCGUCACUGACAUCGCCCCUUUCGAUGACAUAUUCGAUCUGCAUGACGAGAAUAACCGCCGUCCACGCAACAAGGCCUACGGAAAUGACCAAAGCGAUGAUGCACUCAGUGAGGGUGAGCUUGGCCUUUGCUUGGUCCUUGUGCUUGUCUCGAUCAUUGUGCUCAUCCUGUUCGAAUACAGCAGCGUAGAUACCAUGGUGAGUUCGAGCCUGAUAAAAAACAUAUACAAGGUAGGCGAUGAUCAGAAGAACUGAGAUGAUGCGCGAGAUUUGGAGUGUCUUGUGGUCGAGGUUUGCGGCGGUAAGGGGCUCGCCAUUGCCAACACCGUACUCGAAGACAGUGGGAAGGGCAAGGACAACACCACUAUGAAUCAUCCGCUUCCAGCUUCACUGAUAGCUUCGUUGAAUUCUUGCUCUUCUUUCAGCAACCCACCGACGAAAAAGCAAGCACCGAGGCAGAGUAGCAUGGUAGCAAGAAUUGAACCCAUGAUGGCAGCCUUGAUAACGAAAAACAUGUCCUUGGAAAGAAGAACCAUAAAAAGAAUAAUUUCAACGAUAGACCCAAUGCUAGAAGUAAACGAAUCAGUUACUGUUUCUCGGGUCCACAUCCAUGAGGAGCAUACGUGAUCUCGAGAAGGACUCCCAAGACAUGAGGCAGCUUUCGUGAAAGCUCCUGGCCCGCAAAUCCGAUCAAGUUGGCACACGGUACCAUGGCGAUAUAGGCCAGUGCGAAAAUAGUGGUAUGAUUGUCGGGCAUAGCAUCUGACACGCGUGAGUCAUUCAAGUCUACACAGGAGCCGAGAUGUUUGUUGGAAAUACUUACAGCGAACAGCAAUAGCAGCAGGGACGAAAGGCCAGAGGAAGUUGCAAAGCAAACUUGCUCGACUGGUUGAUCUGAACGAGAUCUUGGAAAAGUGAAUGGGAUGGAAGCCCUUUCGGCCACUCUCGCCCGCAGGCUUGAUAUAUCGAGACAUUUUGCCGUUGCUGCGGUUUCUUUUCUCUCCUCUCUUGUGUUCGCUAUAUGUGUUUGGAACUGGGAGAGUAUGGUCGUCGGAUGAGACUUGUCGCAUGUCGGGAGAGUUGUAUGAGCGAUGUCGGUGGGAGCGCGAAGAGGAGCGCUCUCGAGGCAUGUUGGCUGCCUUUUGUACCGUACCUCAGUUAUGUUCACUUCAGUGCAGUACAGUGCAGUUCAGGUAUAGGUAGGUAGUUAGUUAUCCCAGAAUUUCCGAGAGAGAAGGGUCGAGGCCGGGGACUAGGACCUGGGGGCUUGUGGGAGGGAGCCAGCUGCCAGACCGCCCAGGGUGACACAGAUUGGAUAGGUACCUAGGUAGUGUGUUUACUUAGUACCUUAGACACGGCUGGACGGGAGUUGUCAUUAGCAGAUAAAUAAAACGGAGGAGAAAGAUGACCAAGCGCGUAGCAAAAGGGGGAAGGGAUGGAUGGAUAUAACCUAAUGGAUUGGAUGUGAGAGACGAGGAAAGCACUGCUGUAACAAGGCACUCGCUCCCAGUCGAUCCUCUCUACCUACCUUACCUACCUACCUACCUAAGGUAGGUACCUAUGUACUAACCUAGGUAAGAUAUUCAAUGCAUUGAUUGCUAUCCAUAGCACAAGCUCCAUGUUUCACACCUCCCGUCUCGGCAGACCUAACCUAAGGUAGGUACGUACCUAUGUAAUAAACCCCCCUUUAGAUCUCUC